AUGACAGGACUACAACCUGUUUCUAGCCUUAAAGGCAAAAGCGUGACGAGUGCUGAACAAUUUACUCGUGAUGAUAUUGAUGCGUUAAUGCGUCUUGCACUUCUUAUGAAAGAGAAGGUUGACAGUGGUGAGGUACUGCAUCUCUUGCAGGGUCGCAUCAUGACUCCACUCUUCUUUGAAGACUCCUCUCGCACCUUCAGUUCCUUCUGUGCUGCGAUGAUUCGUCUUGGUGGAAGUGUUGUGAAUUUCAAAGUGGAAUCCUCCUCCGUGAAUAAAGGCGAGACAUUAAGUGAUACGAUUCGCACAUUGGAUUCCUACAGUGAUGUGUUGGUCCUGCGGCAUCCACGCACGACGGCGAUUGAAGAGGCGGUCGCUGCGGCCCAACAUCCCGUGAUGAAUGCCGGCAACGGCUCCGGUGAACAUCCAACACAGGCACUGCUGGAUACUCUCACCAUUCGUGCCGAGUUGGGUUAUGUGGAUGGCAUCACCAUUGCCCUCAUUGGCGAUCUCAAGAUGGGUCGAACUGUACAUUCUUUACUAAAACUGUUGGUGCGUAAUUUUAACAUUCAAACUGUUUUUCUUGUGGCCCCAGAUGCCCUUCAGAUGCCGCAGGAAGUGUUGGAUUCACUGCAGAAGGAAAUUACGGCGAAGGGGGUUCAUAUUCGUCGUGUCUCUGCGUUAACAGAAGAAGUGAUGCGAUCGAGUGAUGUGUUGUAUGCCACCCGUUUACAAAAAGAACGUUUUGUGGCUUCUGCGAGUGAUGAUGCGGCGGCCCUGCAGUCCUUUGAGUCUGUGAAGGCCGAUAUCACCAUUGAUGCGGCCCGCAUGCAAUUAGCGAAGGAAAAGAUGAUUGUCAUGCACCCACUGCCUCGCAAUGAGGAACUCAACAGUAAUGUGGACACAGACCCACGGGCGGCAUACUUUAAGCAGAUGCAGUACGGUAUGUUUAUGCGCAUGGCUAUUUUGUAUAGUGUAUUGGCGUAA
This is a messenger RNA of Trypanosoma theileri, 984 nucleotides long. Its product is annotated as aspartate carbamoyltransferase. Lineage: Eukaryota; Euglenozoa; Kinetoplastea; Trypanosomatida; Trypanosomatidae. Gene Ontology annotation, biological process: amino acid metabolic process; 'de novo' pyrimidine nucleobase biosynthetic process. The coding region runs from base 1 to 984 and encodes 327 amino acids. The transcript has a single exon. Gene Ontology annotation, molecular function: aspartate carbamoyltransferase activity; amino acid binding. The record is from RefSeq and is a predicted model, not a curated record.